AUGCGUGCUGCGGCACCGGAUCAAGUGCGCUGCCUGCACUUGCUUAUAAAACACAACCAGUCGAGAAACCCGAUCUCCCGCCGGACGAACCAAGCUGUGACCAAGUCGAAGGAACAGGCUCACGCGGAUCUCUCUGCGCUGCAGUCCAGUGUGUGUCAAGAAAACUUUGCGCAGCUUGCGAACCAGUACAGCGACUGCGGUUCCUUCCAAAAAGGAGGUGAUCUCGGGUUCUUUACCCGAGGAAUGAUGCAGAAGCCCUUCGAAGACGCUUCGUUCGCUCUUCAAGUGGGGGAAAUAAGCGAUAUCGUUGAUACGGACUCGGGCUUGCAUCUCAUCUACAGAAUUGCCUGCGGUGAGAGCGCUCCUGGCGGGGGAGGCGCAGACCUCGUGGCCGUCAUGUUCGAGGUCCAUGGUCGGGUCCAGGGGGUUUUCUUCCGAGUCCACACUCAAGAACACGCGCAACACCUAGGCUUGACAGGUUGGGUUCAGAACAUGCCGAGCGGCACUGUAAAGGGGGAGGCAGAAGGACCAAGUGGCCAAGUUGAGAAGAUGCUCCAUUGGCUACGGCAUGUAGGCAGUCCCCAAAGCCGGAUCGACAAGCUGGACGUUCUCGAAAAGAAAUCCAUAACAGAGCGAAAGUACUCUACGUUCGACAUCAUACGAAAGAAGCGGUAG
Molecule: messenger RNA, 675 nt
Organism: Neospora caninum
Lineage: Eukaryota; Apicomplexa; Conoidasida; Eucoccidiorida; Sarcocystidae
Product: peptidyl-prolyl cis-trans isomerase NIMA-interacting 1
Exons: 2
Coding region: 1-675 (224 amino acids)
Cellular component (GO): cytosol; nucleus
Molecular function (GO): acylphosphatase activity; peptidyl-prolyl cis-trans isomerase activity
Source: RefSeq, a predicted model, not a curated record